AACAUAAACGGUAACUAUUUAACUGUCUUUUGACAUAUUGGACAUCUGACCACUGCAAGACAAGUUUCUGUCAAACAAAAUGACUUCUUACACAGACAAAGGAGAAAAGCACCAAAGAGGCCGCUUUAUAAGUUUUCAUCAUCUUUCUUUUUGGGUUGGAAAUGCCAAACAGGCUGCAUCAUACUACUGUGAUAAGUUUGGAUUUGAACCUUAUGCCUACAAAGGUCUUGAGACUGGCAGUCGUGAAGUGGUAUCCCAUGCUAUUAAGCAGAACAAGAUUAUUUUUGUCUUUCAAUCUCCACUGAACCCUGGUAAUGAAGAGAUGGGACAACACAUGAUCAAACAUGGAGAUGGUGUAAAGGAUGUAGCUUUCCAAGUUGAAGAUUGCGACUUCUUAUUUCAGAAAGCAAAAGAACGUGGUGCUGUGAUUGUUAAAGAACCUUGGACUGAAGAGGAUGAAGGUGGCAGAGUAAAAUAUGCAGUUCUGCAAACUUAUGGCGAUACUACACAUACACUGGUUGAAUACCUGGGGCCAUAUCGAGGUAUCUUCCUCCCAGGUUUUAAAGAACCAAUGUUUAGAGAUCCACUGUUAUCUACACUACCUCCAGGUGGCCUAAAUUUCAUUGACCACAUAGUGGGAAAUCAGCCAGAUGAUGACAUGGUGCCUAUAGCAGAUUGGUAUCAAAGGUGUCUGCUGUUCCACAGAUUCUGGUCUGUAGAUGACAAGCAGGUUCAUACAGAGUACAGUGCGUUACGCUCCAUUGUAGUAACAAACUACGAGGAAACAAUCAAAAUGCCAAUAAAUGAGCCAGCCCCUGGGAAAAAAAAGUCUCAGAUUCAGGAAUAUGUGGACUAUUAUGGUGGCGCUGGAGUACAACACAUAGCACUUAACACUUCCGACAUCAUCAAAGCAGUGAAACAUUUAAAAUCCCGUGGCGUAGAGUUUCUUUCUACCCCAGACACAUAUUAUGAACAGCUGAGGAAAAACCUUAAAACUGCCAAGAUCACUGUGAAGGAAGAUAUUAGUGUGUUACAAGAAUUGAAAAUCCUGGUUGAUUAUGAUGAUAUGGGAUACCUUCUCCAGAUCUUCACAAAGCCAGUGCAGGACAGACCUACACUAUUCCUUGAAGUUAUACAGAGAUACAACCAUUUUGGUUUUGGAGCUGGAAACUUCAAGUCAUUGUUUGAAGCUAUUGAAAAUGAUCAAGAUGCCAGGGGAAAUCUAACAGUCUAUACGGACAAUGGAGAUCGUCGAGCCUUUUACUGAAAAUACAGUCAUCUAAGUGGAGAUGAAUGAGUCAAGAUGCAGUGCCCUGGAACAACACUUGGCCAAAGGGGAAAGGAUUGGUCUGCUUGAACAGACAUAGUUAAUCACUGCAAACAGACUGUAUAUUUCUUCUGGUUAUUAAGUGAAAAGAUUAACAACUGAAUUUAAAUAUAUGAAUAAAAAAAUAUAUAGUU
Molecule: messenger RNA, 1461 nt
Organism: Pelobates fuscus (common spadefoot toad)
Lineage: Eukaryota; Metazoa; Chordata; Amphibia; Anura; Pelobatidae
Product: 4-hydroxyphenylpyruvate dioxygenase
Exons: 14
Coding region: 80-1267 (395 amino acids)
Biological process (GO): L-tyrosine catabolic process
Cellular component (GO): endoplasmic reticulum membrane; Golgi membrane
Molecular function (GO): 4-hydroxyphenylpyruvate dioxygenase activity
Source: RefSeq, a predicted model, not a curated record